AGUCGUUAGUCGUGGGCUCUGCCACGUAAUGUUGCGUGCAGUUUAUAAAUUAUCAUCGAUAAAUAAUUUCAUAAAAUUUCAUUGUUAGUUUAGAAGCAAUGCCAAAAACUGUGGCAUUUCUAACGUAACAGUGACUAUUCUUUUUAAAUUGAUACUGGUAUUGAGGAAGACAAGUUGAUUAAAAUGUCUCAACCCAGUGGUUAUCAGCCGUCUUAUCCGGAUUUAUUGAAAAGUAACACAGCACCACCACCAUUAGCCUCAAUGGUCAAUGGUCAAUCGACUACUGUUCCACUCGUACAAAAUGGGACGCAACAGCCAGCACUAUUUACACAUCCAGCGGGUACACCAUCAUCACAAUCGUCUCGAGAUCCAUCACGAGAAACUUCCAGAGAUCCGUCUCCAACCCAACAUCUCUACACGCAGUACAGACCUCAACUGACGCGUCCUCCAAUGCCACCAAUGAAUGGCCAACAAUCCCAACCAAUUCAUCAUGACCGUCAACAUGCGCCUGUUCCUCCCCAGCCGUCGACGAAUCCCCCACAUUCAGCAAUACCUCCGCCUUCUCACGACCCCAUGAGACCCCAUAACGUGCCCUCCUCGAAUCCAAAUCUGAAUCCUCAGUGUCCUCCCACCACCACGCAAGUCCCCAAUGCCAAUCACCAGCAGUGGAGACCUUCAAUAAAUUCCCAACAGGCUCAUCUGGAUAACAAUUUCAAUUCGCCAAUGCAAAUACCACCACAGAUGCAAUCACCGAUAGCUCCACCACAGGGUAACCCACCAAAUGUACAAAAUGCAUCGAGACAAUUGGCUGCGGGGCCAGCCCAGAUGCAGUAUGUCAAUCGUCCACCACUACCACCACCCCAAGUACCACCAGCAUCCCAGCCACUGCAAAAUCCCGACCACCAGGGACUGCAGAACAAUUAUCUCAAUCAACCAUCAACCAUUCCACCCACCUAUCCCAAUCAAAAUAUCUACAACAGUGGUGCGAAUUUACCUAGUCAAAGAAAGUAUCCUCAACCGGCAUACGGUAGUCCAAUGGCUCCCCAACCUAUGCAAAACUUGCCAUCACUACCGAAAGAGAAUAUUGGCUAUCAACAUCAGCAACAGCAGCAGUUACAAAGUCCCUACGAGAACAGAACAGCAGGACAGCCAUAUUUUGGACAAAUGGCAAAUGUUCCCCUCGACAAUUUAUCACAAAGAUAUCCUGCUCCACCAGGUUACACCAACGACGCAUCAAUGAAUAAAUUGAAUACUCAUAUGGGAUCUCUAAGUGUCACUCAAACAGGUUUCAAUACACUCUGGGGUCAGCAGUCUCUGGAUUUACUGCAAUGCAGGAAUGUACUACCAUCUGAAAAAGUGGAACCUCCCAAGAUCACUUUGCAGCAGGAAUUCUUGGACGGCGUUAACUGCAGCCCCGAUAUAUUCAGAUGCACAUUGACCAAAGUGCCUGAAAGUAAUUCAUUGCUGCAAAAAUCCCGAUUACCACUGGGGAUAUUGAUUCAUCCAUUCAAGGAUCUUAAUCAUCUAUCUGUCAUACAAUGCACUACAAUAGUCCGGUGUCGUGCUUGUCGUACAUACAUAAAUCCAUUUGUUUACUUCCUGGAUUCAAAAAGAUGGAAGUGCAAUUUGUGUUAUCGAAUGAAUGAAUUACCUGAGGAAUUUCAAUUUGAUCCAGUGACAAAAACAUAUGGUGAUCCAUCAAGACGACCUGAAGUUAAAACGAGUACAAUUGAAUUUAUCGCACCAAGUGAGUACAUGCUCCGUCCACCUCAGCCAGCAGUUUAUUUAUUUUUACUCGAUGUAUCGAAGUUAGCUGUGGAGAGUGGAUAUCUCACUAUCGUUUGUCAGGUUAUAUCCGAAGAAUUAUCAAAAUUACCAGGGGAUGGUAGAACACAAGUUGGAUUUCUUGCCAUUGAUUCAGCUGUACAUUUUUUCAGUAUGCCAGAUAAUGUAUCACAACCACACGAGUUGAUAAUGCUCGAUGUUGACGAUGUUUUUCUACCGUGUCCAGACAAUUUAAUUGUCAAUCUGAGGGAGAGGGAGGAAUUAAUACGCGAUUUAUUGGCUCAAUUGCCAUCGAAAUUCAACGGUACCCACGAUACAAAUUCAGCACUUGGAGCGGGAUUACAAUCAGCUUUUAAAUUAAUGUCAGCAACUGGUGGACGUGUUACAGUUUUUCAAACGUGCCUACCAAAUAUUGGACCUGGAGCUCUCCAAUCACGCGAAGAUCCCAAUACUCGUGCUAGUAAAGAUGUACACCACUUGAAUCCAGCUACCGAUUUUUACAAACGACUAGCACUCGAUUGCAGUGGUCAACAAAUAGCUGUUGAUCUUUUCUUACUGAACAGUCAAUACAGUGACUUGGCAACAUUAUCAGGAAUGUGUAAAUUCUCAGGUGGCUGUAUUUAUCACAUUCCCCUGUUUCGUUAUAACAAACCGCAGCACAAUGAUACACUCGAGAGAAUGGUGCGUCGAUAUUUGACGAGAAAAAUAGGUUUUGAAGCUGUUAUGAGAAUAAGAUGUACCAGAGGCUUGAGUAUACACACUUUUCAUGGAAACUUCUUCGUCAGAUCAACAGAUCUUCUCAGUUUGCCCAAUGUCAAUCCCGAUGCUGGCUUUGGAAUGCAAGUAUCGAUUGAAGAAAAUUUAUCCGAUGUACAGACAGUCGGUUUUCAAGCUGCAUUACUGUAUACAUCGAGCAAAGGAGAAAGACGCAUAAGAGUUCACACACUUUGUUUACCAGUUACAUCAAGUUUAACUGAUAUCUUGUACUCAGCUGAUCAACAGUGUAUUAUUGGCUUGUUGUCGAAAAUGGCUUCUGAUCGAGCCCAACAAUCAACCCUGAGCGAUGCUAGAGAUGCACUUAUUAAUGUUGCUAUAGACGUUCUCUCCACUUAUAAGAUUUCUCAGUCUGCAUUAUCUGGAGGUCUGAUGGCGCCCAUGAAUUUGAAAUUACUGCCACUUUACAUAAUAGCACUGUUGAAAUUUACAGCAUUUAGAUUAGGUACAAGUACUCGUUUGGAUGAUCGUGUUUACUCUAUGUGUCAAAUGAAGACUCUACCUCUUUCUCAGCUGAUGCAAACGGUCUAUCCAGAUUUAUAUCUAAUUCAUUUAUCCGAUGAUUCGAAAGAAACCCAGAGUCUGCAUGGUAAAACAUGGCCAGAACCACCUAGACUAAAUUUGUCGGCUGAAAAACUUGAUUUUCGUGGUGCAUUCCUGUUGGACGCCGGAGACAAAAUAUUCAUCUAUAUUGGAAAGAAUAUUGAUUCAAUGUUCUGUUGCAACGUACUUGGUGUUUCAGCGUACAGCUCUAUACCGGAAGAGAUGUAUGAAUUACCUGAAUUGGAUACUAUGGAAAGUGAGAGACUUCGGAAUUUUGUUUUUAGUCUGCAAGAUGAAAAACCCUAUCACGCAGCAGUACAAAUUAUUCGUGAUGACAGCCAUUUCCGGAGCCUGCUGAUUGAACGUUUGAUCGAAGACAGAUGUGAAUCGGCCCUCAGUUACUACGAAUUUCUCCAACACAUAAGAACCCAAAUAAAAUAGUUGAAUAUUUCAUCUCAAUCGAUAACGUGAAAUUCAAAGUGUAGCUAAAUCAAUUGAUACAGGAGAUACGAUGGCAUGAGUGGUCUGAACGUGAUCGUCACUGACUGUUUAGUUUAUAAAAUGAAGAAAAGGAGGAGGUAUGCAUUAAUCGUAGAAGAAAAACUUGUGAAAAGACAUUGAAAAAUUUUUAUGACAGAAACUAAGCCUUAACAAUGCAUUAUAGGCAUUUACAAAAAUGUAUUGUAAUUAACUAUCGUCGUUGGUAAUUUUUAACUAAAACUCAAUAUUUUUAGUUAAUCCGUAUUCAGUCCCCAGGAGGAUUAUGCAAAACUAAAGUCAUCUUGAAUCAUGUGUGUAUUUUUUUUUUCUUUAUUAUUACGAUUAUUAGUGAUCAGUUGACUUAGUUAAGUGAAUGCAUAUAAUUUCUCCAUAAUUGUCAUUGUCCUCCAACAGUUAUAGGUCACAUAGUUGCAUCAUCUAUGAAGAAGAAUAAACAAGAAAAAAAAAACAAUGUUGAAUUCAAUCAUUGAAAGUGCCCAUAUGUGUGAUACCUUUUUUGUGUCGACGUGUUCAUCAAACGAUACAUACAAUUUUGUAGCAAACAUUGAUGACUAGUGAUCGGAGGGAAUGAAUAAGAAAUUUUUAUCAUCACACACUGAUCAAGUUGAUUUUCAUAAAUCUGUAAUUGGCAUUUUUUUCGGCCUAUCGCUAUGUUAAUUAUUUAUCGGUUAUUAUUAUUGAUUACUGGUUACUAUUGUUAUCUGUAUGCGGUAAAUAUGUAUGUAAAUACGAAAAAAUAUAAAACACAUAUGAAUGAGAUAUCAA
This is a messenger RNA of Diachasmimorpha longicaudata, 4368 nucleotides long. It is a transcript of the gene Sec24AB, whose product is annotated as protein transport protein Sec24A. The coding region runs from base 184 to 3543 and encodes 1119 amino acids. The transcript has 4 exons. NCBI's taxonomy places the organism in Eukaryota, Metazoa, Arthropoda, Insecta, Hymenoptera, Braconidae. The record is from RefSeq and is a predicted model, not a curated record. Gene Ontology annotation, cellular component: COPII vesicle coat; endoplasmic reticulum exit site. Gene Ontology annotation, biological process: endoplasmic reticulum to Golgi vesicle-mediated transport; intracellular protein transport; COPII-coated vesicle cargo loading. Gene Ontology annotation, molecular function: zinc ion binding; SNARE binding.